AUGGCACCAUACCCAGCGCAGCCCAUCAAAGGCCGAGAGCGAUACCGUGUGAUGAUGGACAUUCGCAAACUUGACGCCCAGAAUUGGCUCACCCUCGACAAGAACUACAUGGACGAACACCACGUCCGGACUCAAUUGCUCCACGAGAAAAGAGAAGAGGUCCUGCGUUGUCUGCCAGAGUCAAUUGAUCCAUGCCAGGAGGCAUUGGAGGAAGUUUCGAACUUUCUUUGUGAGAGAUUCCCCAAUAUGUUCGAAAUGUCAAUCCAAGACGGCCGAAAGAUCAUCGAUAAUCGCAUGACCGGCGACAAAUUCGCCGUCAGCGGGCGUGACCCCAACGAGGGACUGACCGAGGCACUUGAGGCUGCUGUUCGUCUCACGAUGGAGGAUCUCAGUAUUUUGAUGAUGAACGACGAAGGGGAAUUCUACCUGGCAGCUAGCGCUAGUCUCUUCCCAACGGGGUGGACAGUGAAUCAGAGAAUUGGCUGGACAAUCUCUCAACUGCAUGGCCCUGUACCGCUGUGGCACCAACAAGUUGCGAACUCCGUUAGCAAAUUCCUCGCCCGCCUAACCCCAACCUCUCCAAUGGAACGCUCAAACUUCUUCGUAGAAGUCAAAGGACCAAACGAGAACUUGGCCGAGAUCCUCUAUCGGCCUGGUUCCCUCUGCGAGAAAGAGUUGACCAGCCCACUGCCGUCAGAUAUCCUCAUCCGCCGCGAGAGACAGACUUUCCGUCGACUGCCGCGGACAGGGGCGAUCGUCUUCGGCGUCAAAACGUAUCUUACGCCACUCGAUGAGCUUCCAAUGGCUGACCUCGAUAAUCUUGCCACGGAGAUGAGGAGUUGGCCUGAACAUAAACGGGUUGGCGAGGAAAAGACAGGACAUGAGGAAAGCGAGAAAGAUGAGAGAAUUGAGGUUUGA
Messenger RNA from Penicillium verrucosum, 918 nucleotides. RefSeq names its product heme-dependent oxidative N-demethylase family protein. The record is from RefSeq and is a predicted model, not a curated record. Bases 1 to 918 code for a protein of 305 amino acids. The transcript is spliced from 4 exons. NCBI's taxonomy places the organism in Eukaryota, Fungi, Ascomycota, Eurotiomycetes, Eurotiales, Aspergillaceae.